This is a messenger RNA of Trematomus bernacchii (emerald rockcod), 2147 nucleotides long. Its product is annotated as carboxypeptidase O-like. Lineage: Eukaryota; Metazoa; Chordata; Actinopteri; Perciformes; Nototheniidae. The record is from RefSeq and is a predicted model, not a curated record. Gene Ontology annotation, molecular function: metallocarboxypeptidase activity; zinc ion binding. The transcript has 14 exons. Gene Ontology annotation, biological process: proteolysis. The coding region runs from base 866 to 1984 and encodes 372 amino acids.
AUUAGCCUAGCUUCCCCGGUACGGCGCCAUUUUGGGGACAACGUGGUCUGACGCAGUAAGGAUACAAGUUUGUCAGUAUAUCUGAAGCCUCCCGUACACUGAGUAUUUACAUGCAUGUAUAGUGAUUGUGAGUUUGUAAUAAAUAUGUACUUUGUAAGGGUUAUAAGUUAGUUACUGUUGGUAAAACAGUAAGGUUGUUUGUUACACUUAAAUAUGUUUCAGUAAUGCAUUUUAGUGACCUGCCAUUAAUGGCAGAAGGUAAAUAGUCAAUAUGACAGGUUAGAGGGGUCAUGAAAUACUACUUUUAAGUGGAAGUAAAAAGAAGAGUAGUAUUUAAUACAGGUUAAUACUGUAUACAAAUGUAUUUAAGGUACAACAGAUUUUAUUGAAUGUGAAAUUCAAUUCGACAUAUGUGUUUAUCACAUAAAAGAGUAACAUACAGACAGAGUGAAGGUAUGUGAAUGGUUAUUGAGGAAUGUAAGUCGAAACUGAAAUGCAUAAGAUAAUUGAUAUGUUUAUAUGAUUUUGUGUAAUAAAACAACCUCAGGAGAAGUAAUCUGGAAGGAAACUGAACACAAGGUGUCCUCAUUACUUCUCUUUCACCUGCACGAUACAGCAAGGCGUCCACCUCGCACUGAUAACCUGAGGGAAGAUGAAGAGGAGAUACAACCGAGGACAACAAAAUAAGGAGAUCUCCUGGAUUAGACCGCCUCAAUCUGACCCUGCUGUUAGACCUGGUCUAAGGUCAUCUGGCUGGAAAGAAACUCUGCUACUGGAACUGCAGCGUUAGUUAGUGCUGCAGGAGCAGAUAGUAUGACAGCUUAAUGAGCAGAUAGUAAAAGUCUGAGUAAGAAAAAAGAAGAAAAUGGAGAAAAGCACACUUGGUUUCUUCAUGCUGGUGUUAACCAUUGUACAGACUUCCAACAGUUUAGUUGAGGGCUUGGAAUCAACACGGAUUUAUGACUACACCAAAUAUCACCCCAUGGAUGAGAUAUACAAGUGGAUGGAAGAUGUGGAGCGAGAGAACCCAGAGCUGGUCUCCUCUGCUGUCUACGGACGCACUUUUGAAGGAAAUAAUAUCACACUGCUGAAGUUUGGACUACAAAACCCAGAGGGCAAAGAGAAGAAGGUAAUAUGGAUGGACUGUGGUAUCCAUGCUCGGGAGUGGAUCGCCCCCGCCUUCUGCCAGUGGUUUGUCAAAGAGAUUGUGACCUCGUAUAAAAUCAAUAAGAAGCUGGAACAGAUGCUGCAGAACCUGGACGUCUACGUUACUCCUGUGAUCAAUGUGGACGGAUACAUGUACACCUGGGUCAAUAGCACCAAUCGACGUUGGAGGAAGUCUCGAUCCACCCCUCCUUCGGGCAGUAGCUGCUUUGGUGUUGACCUCAACAGAAAUUUUAAUGCCAACUGGGGAACGGUUGGUGUGUCAUUUGACAGUUGUGUAAACACAUACUGUGGGAAAGAAGCCGGGUCAGAGCCAGAGGCUACAGCUGUGAUGGACUUUGUUGGUAAGAUGGUUAGCCAGACUCUGUGUUUUCUCACCAUCCACUCCGCGGGGCAACUUAUACUCUUACCAUAUGGCCACCCUCAGAUCUCUGCACCCAACUAUGAUGAACUGGUGUCAGUGGGGAAGGCAGCAGCAGCAGAAAUGAAGAAGCUACAUGGAAUGGGCUACACUGUAGGAACAUCUCCACAAAUCCUCUAUCCAAACUCAGGCUCAAGCCGCGACUGGGCUCGUCUCGUCGGCAUCCCCUUCUCUUACACCUUUGAGCUGCGAGACAAAGGUGAGUUCAGCCACUUGCUGCCAGAGGAUCAGAUCAAGCCGGCCUGCGAGGAGGCGUACGCAGGAGCGCUGUCCAUCAUCACAUAUGUCCACGACAAGACCUUUAACAGUGGCGCUAUCCCUAGUGCUGCUGUUUCUGGGGUCGCUAUGGUGAUGUUGAGCUCCUUCAUGGUUGUGUUUCUCACCACAGGGGUGAACUAAUUUUAUAUUUUACUUACUGAGGCAUUCACCCAAAUUCUAUUAAUGUGGCUAAUUAAGCUAGAUGCUAAAACAGCAAAAUAAUUGCACUAUCCAUAUACAGUAUGAUUCUCAUUCAUUAAUAUGUGUAUAUGUACUUGCACUGGCUAUAAAUGUAUGCAUUCUG